This is a messenger RNA of Talaromyces rugulosus, 4575 nucleotides long. RefSeq lists its product as uncharacterized. The record is from RefSeq and is a predicted model, not a curated record. The transcript is spliced from 7 exons. The coding region runs from base 1 to 4575 and encodes 1524 amino acids. Gene Ontology annotation, biological process: regulation of DNA-templated transcription; DNA-templated transcription. Lineage: Eukaryota; Fungi; Ascomycota; Eurotiomycetes; Eurotiales; Trichocomaceae. Gene Ontology annotation, molecular function: zinc ion binding; DNA binding; DNA-binding transcription factor activity, RNA polymerase II-specific.
AUGGAUCUACACCCUCCUACAACUUCUAGGGCUUCGGUAGUAUCCCUUGUUAUGUCUAGUAGCAGAUGGCCUAAGCGUCGCAAAGUGGCAGAGUCCUGCAAAGUGUGUAGGGCCAAGAAGACUCGCUGUGAUGGCCAGCGUCCUACAUGCUCGCCAUGCCUAGCCAAAGGGGCCACCUGCGGGUACAAUGAUGCAACACUGCCAGUCUCUGCGGCCACAUUGGAAGAUAUCCAAACUCGUUUGCAAGAGCUCGAACGGCAUGCAAAUGCCACGCCGAUGCGGAUCUCGGGUGGCUCCGCGGUACCAAGUCCUCGAGCAAUUAGGGAACCCACACUUUUAUCUCCGAGAGAAGCCACCGAAAGUUCGCCUCCAUUUGUAGAUCAUUCCACGACCCAGUUCAUUCAUGCUAUCACUCAAAUGGCAAAUGAUACUCGGCCGGGGGGAUCCCGUUGGAAUCACACCGGAACUAGGCUUGUUGAGACUGACACAUCAUGCAUGGUAGUUCCUCAACGGUCUAUAGCCGACGGCUUACUUGCCUGCUAUGAGAAAAAUGUUUAUCCACUGUUCCCCAUUCUACACAUGCCAAGUUUCCGACAAAGAUAUCAAUACGUUUGGGAUCCUCAGCAGCGGAAUCAGCCUGAUGAUUUGGUGGAAGAAGCAACAUUCUAUGCAACAUUGAAUAUGGUGUUUGCUCUUGGAUGUCUCAACAGUUCAAAGUACGAGGCGCACCUCAAAUUGCCAACAGCCGAGUGUUUCUACAACCGCUCUCGUGCUCUCCUCCCACUUGAUGCUCUCGAUACUCCCAGUUUGGAGGUGGUACAGUGUCUUUUGUUGACUACCAACUAUCUAACUUUUACAAAAUACUCCAACCGAUGCUCUAACACGCUCGCAGUGGCAAUUAGAGUCGCACAGACAUAUGGAUUACAUAUAGAUGUCAACUCGUCCUCAAGCAGUCAGCUAAAACGCGAGAUGAGCAGGCGAGUCUGGCAUCUUUGUCUUACCAUGGAAAGGUUGGUUUCCAGUAUAUUCGGGCGGGAGCCCAUCAUAAACCCUGACAAAACCGUGCCUUUGCCCGCCAAAAUUGAUGACGAAUAUCUUCUCGAGGAUGGAACAGGAGUUCAGCCCGAGGGUAUCCCGUCCAUUCUUGACGCCUUCAUAGCGGCGGCCGACAUAUUUGAAGUGAUCCAAAGCGCGCGGAAAAUAAACCACGGCUCAUUCAAGCGUGAAACAAGUUUAUCGGAGCUCGGCGAGGUUCUUCAGCUAAAUGAGAAAAUUGAUCAAGUCGAAAAGAGCCUACCACCACACCUACGACAAGACAAAAAUGCAAGGCCGAAUACGGCACGCCAGCAAAUAUUGGAUCUUCAGACCGAAUCAGUAAUGACAAGAAUUCUCUAUCUCCGUCUUAUCCUCCUUCGACCGACUGUAUUGGUGGCCGCUCGACAUGCACUUGUAUCUGGCUCAGCAACCCCCCGCGUUGAGAUUGGCCUUCGGAAUGAGGUCUCGGCCAUUUGCGUUCAAGCCGCUGUUUCAGCGAUCAAUAUGCUAUUCGACAACCUAAACUCUUCUUCGCGCAUAUUAAGCUCACUUGCGGUGUUUCUAACGCUUUCCGCUGCAACAGUUAUUGUUGCAGCAUCGCUGGUGCCUGUCCUAGACGUGGACAUAGAACAAGGCAAUACUCCGUAUGGAAUGGCUUUAGCGAAUGCUCUUCAGGUGCUAGAGCAGCAUCGGUGGCAGCUCGAGGGUGUUCCGGGGGCAAUGGACCAGCUUGAGAAGUUCAUGGAGACUGCCAGACAAGCGAGAGCGAGAAGGGGAAAUAACAAUCCAUGCCGAAGCGAAGGCGAAACGAUGCCUCCGGGGAUUGAGGAUGUCCUUGACGAGUUUGAUUUUAACGACCCGAUCUGGAACCUGCAGUGGAUUGGCUCCAAUCCUUUUGUAGCAAUGCCCGAGCACAGAAUGUCGGUCGAAUCGCUAAAAGUCAACAACAGUAUGGAGGAAAUUGAUCAGGAGGACGACGUUUCGGGCGACGAAGAUCGCGCUCACGAGGGAGACGUCGCGACGCCAGCAGGCGCCAAAAAACGAUGGCGUCGCAAUCUCGUCGCUUGCGAUGCCUGUCACACUCGUCGCGUUCGAUGCGAUCGCGCUUUCCCAUGCGCUCGAUGUGUUGGAAGCCAAAUCCGAUGCGAGCUUACGCGAGAGCGGCGCAAACGCGGCCGCAUACCUAGGAAUGACUCUCUGCGCGCAAGUGGCUCUUUUGUACGACACUCUCCGUCCAAACCAAAAGCGAGUGAGCAAAAGGAGUCUGUAGCGUCGCACCAGCAGGAUUUCAUCAGCAUGGUCACAAAUCCUCCACUUUCCGAACAAUUGCCGCCCACAGUCAACGUUCCUCGCUCUGCUUCUGGAUCUCCCAGUCGGUUGUUAGCCCAGUCUUCGCCUAAUGGCGGCGAACGAGAAUCGCGGGCAGAUAAUAAUAUCCGGCGACUGUCAAGAGAAGUCCCCGGCGGAGCGAACGAGGUGGUUGAAGAUUGGAUGUCGGGCUUGAACGGGCUUUUGCAGGCGACGCAAUCGGAUCAGAUGUUUGGCAGCAUGGGGCUUGGCGAUGGGCUCCUCGACCUCCCCUUUGAGAUCUCUGGAAUGGGCGAUGCUAAUGGGUUUCCAUUGUCACGAUCUGCUUCACGGCAGCGCAUGAGCAACGCACAGAACUCACGAGUGUCCGAAGCGCCUCUCAAGUACCCGGUUUUGGCACCAUUGAUGCCGUUCAUUGAAUCAUACAUUUCACGAAAUAUGAUCUAUGAUUUGUUGAACUUGUAUUUUACAAGCGCCUUUUCGACUAUGAUGCACCCUUUAUGCCAUCAUAUUCAUUGUUAUGUUGUGCGAAAACAGUCCUUUCUCAGUCGCGAAAUCCCUCGACAUAGCAGCCCGGCAUUGCUUGCGAGUAUGCUUUGGGUAGGUGCACUUGAUGAUCGGUCUUUUGCACUGUCGAUCUCCCCUCCGAAGCGGAAGAAACUCUGCCAAUUCCUAUGUGCGUUGACCAUUCGUCUGCUACGACCCUUGAUCCAUGUUUCCUUCAAGGACGACGACGCCAUACCUAUAAUUGAAAACGACCACGGCUUUCCACAUGCCGGUUACGAUAAGACGCACUCCCUCGGUGAGGGCGGCGAUGAUAGAGGGUUAGUUGGGCCGGCGGGCUCGCUGGACGAUGUCAUUACAUACAUGCAUGUGGCAUCGAUUGUAUCUGCUAGUGAGCAAAAAGCUGCUAGUAUGCGUUGGUGGCAUGCUGCAUUCACGCUAGCUAGAGAACUUCGAUUAAAUCAAGAAGUCGAAGUAACUCCGAGUCUAAAGAACUCGGUAGAGAGUUCCUCUCGCCCUUUUGAAUUCGCAGAGGGCACCGGACUUGGCUCGGGGAACAAUGCAGACAUGUCUUCUCAGUCUGGUCCAAUAAAUUUGAAUUGUAUCUGCACAGUGCCGUAUCGACCAAACAUAAUGACCGAGGAACACCGCGAAGAGCGCCGGCGAACGUGGUGGCUUUUGUACAUAAUGGACCGCCAUUUGGCGCUAUGCUACAACCGACCUCUGGCGCUGCUCGAUUCCGAGUGCGAGGACCUUUUGCUACCGCUUGAAGAAGGCCAUUGGCAGGCAGGUGAAGUGCACAGCAAUAGCCCCAAGCCCGACGGGCCCCAGUGUCUGGCAUCCGGCGACAAACCCAAGAGACGCUGUUUUCCAAAUUUUGCAUGCAACGACCAUUCUGUGUUUGGGUUUUUCUUACCACUCAUGACCAUAACCGGAGAAUUGAUAUAUCUGAACCAAGCGCGGAACCAUCCGAUGCUGGGCAUGCGCCUUCAGGGUAAAGAAGUCUGGGAUUUGCAAGUAAACGAAAUUCUACGACAAUUGGACACGUAUAAAGCGACAUUGCAAGCGUUUUCCACACAGCAUCCGUCAGCAUCAUCAUCAACAACAACAACAACCGGCUCUGCGCAGCAGAGACCGGGACAGCCGACAGCGCUAUCGCCGUCCAUCCUCAACGAGGAAGUGCACAUUGACGAAAACAAUUUUGCGUCUUACCAUUCCUGGCACACACAGACCGUGAUUGCAUAUGCCUCGUACCUUGUGCAUGUACUGCACAUUCUCCUAAUGGGCAAAUGGGACCCGGUCUCGCUGCUCGAAGACAAGGACUUUUGGACCUCGUCUCCAACCUUUGCAUCCACCAUUUCGCACGUCCUCGAGGCCGCUAGUGCGCUAGAACAAAUCCUGCACUACGAUCCCGACAUAAGUUUUAUUCCGGAUCUCUUCGGCAUUCAGCUUUUGCAGGGCAGUUUGCUGUUGCUUCUUGUUGUUGAGCGUCUGCAAAAGGAAGCAGGUGAGGGCAUCCUCAAGGCCUGCGAGGUUGUCAUUCGCGCGACAGAGUCCUGUGUGGUUACGUUGAAUACAGAGUAUCAGCGCAAUUUCCGACAGGUUUUGAGAAGUGCGGUGGCGCAGGCCAGAGGCAGGCCGGUUAAUCAUAGUGAGAUUAGACAUCGUCGAAAGGCGGUUAUGGCGUUGUAUCGGUGGACGAGGAAUGGGACGGGGCUGGCUUUGUAG